Messenger RNA from Dictyostelium discoideum AX4, 2319 nucleotides. It is a transcript of the gene grlG, whose product is annotated as G-protein-coupled receptor family 3 protein 7. Lineage: Eukaryota; Evosea; Eumycetozoa; Dictyosteliales; Dictyosteliaceae. The record is from RefSeq and is a predicted model, not a curated record. Gene Ontology annotation, molecular function: G protein-coupled receptor activity. Gene Ontology annotation, biological process: G protein-coupled receptor signaling pathway. The transcript is spliced from 2 exons. Gene Ontology annotation, cellular component: plasma membrane; membrane. The coding region runs from base 1 to 2319 and encodes 772 amino acids.
AUGAAAAAAAUAAUAUUUUUAGUAUUAUUUUUAAUAUUUAUUUUUAAAGAUAUAAAAUCAAGUUAUGGAGUAGAUUUAGUUAAUUUUAAAAUGAUUACUUUAUUAUCAAAUAAUUUUAAUGAUUUAGGAUUUAAUAAUAUGUUAAACCAAGGAAAAGUAAAUGUUGAAAAACAAUUAGGUAUAACUGACACCAAAGUAUAUAUCGUUGACGGCUAUAAUGAUACCAAAGCAUUACUUUUACCAAUGGUUCAAAAUGAAGAUGUUGACUUUGUGAUGUGUACAAGUUUAGGACAUGUAGAAGCUUGUAAAGAAAUUGCCAAAAUGUAUGAAGGCAGUCUAACGAUUAAAACUCAAUUUAUGGUAAGAGGCAGUUCAAACGCAACUUCAAAUCUUUUACAAGUUACUUAUAAUUAUGCAUCAAUUAAUUAUAUUAGUGGUGUUUUUGCAGGACUUUAUACCAAAACUAAUAAAAUUGGUUUCUUAUCACCUGGUUUAUUAGGUGGAAGUGCCGAUUGUUUUGUUUAUGCCUAUUGGCUCGGUGCAAAACAAAUUAAUCCAAAAAUUGAAUUUUACUAUUAUAACAUUGGUGCAUUUUUAAAUUCAGAUAAAACCACUCGUGCCACUGCAGAAUUAUUAGAUAUGGGUUGUGAUGUUAUUGGUGAUACUUUGGAUGAUUUCUCCGCUGGUAAUACUGUAAUUUCUCGUGGAUUCAAAGCAUUGGGUACAAAUGGUUUCCCACAAAGAGAAGUUUAUGGCGAAAAUGUUGUAUUCAGUUAUUCCUAUAACUGGACAAAAAUCUUUUUACCAAUUGUUAAAAAUGCAUUGGUUAAAGGUAAACCAAAGAAUAAUUAUGCAGAUUUUAAUAUUGAUCCAACAUUAAACUUUUAUGAUAUUUCCUAUGGUUUUGAUGUUCCACAAGACACUAAAACAAAAAUUAAUGACACCAUUUCAUAUUUAAAAUCAACUCCAAGAGCUAUUCAUCCAACUAAUUGCAAUGAUCUUAUGUUAAAAUAUGCAGAAAAAUGGAAUUUAACUAUGUCUACAACUUAUGAUCGUACAAAAUGUAUUGCUGGUUCAAAUUUCUUUUUUAUUAAUGAACCAUUCCCAGGUAUGACUUAUUUUGGUUAUUAUAAUAUUACAAAUACUCAAGUUAAAUUUUCACCAUCAAUUCAAAUUGGUGUUUCAAUUGUUUCUGGUGUAUUAAUUGCAAUCGUAUUAUUAAGUAUGGUUGGAGUUUAUAAAUAUAGAGCAUCAUCAUCAAUUCGUUCAGCAAGUCCAAUUUUCUUAAUUUUCAUAUUAUUUGGUGCAUUGAUAGUUUUUGGCGGUAUAAUUUUAUGGGUUAGUGAACUUAAUGAUCAUGUAUGCAAUGGAAGAUUAUGGAUGGUUACAUUGGGUUUUUCAACACUUAUUGGUAGUUUAGUAGUUAAAAACUUUAGAAUUUGGUUGAUUUUUGAUAAUCCAGAAUUAAAAACAGUUAAAAUUACCAAUUAUCAAUUAUAUCCAUGGGUUGCAUGUUGUUUGGUAAUCAAUAUCAUUUUAAUGAGUAUUUUAACAUCACUUGGUGAUUUAAGAGAAGUUGAUGCAACUGGUAUUGAUUCAUUAGGUAAAUAUGAAUUCUUGAAAAUUUGUAAAAUGAAUAACUCUGGUGCUUCAGUUUUAUACACGAUUUUGGCAUACUUUGGAGCAUUACUUUUAACAGGUGUUUUUGUAUCAUGGAAAAUUCGUAUUGUUGAUAUUGAAGAAUUCAAUGAAUCACGUGCCAUCGCUCAUACACUUUAUGCUAUUAGUUUUUGUCUUUUCGUUAUUGUACCAUUAAUGAUCUCCCCAUUGGAAAAACAAUCAGAAACUAUUAUUCUAAGUGUUGCUGGUCUUUUUAUUACAACUGCAGCAGUUUUAAUUAUUUUCUUACCAAAAUUCUAUAGAGUCUAUGAAUAUGGUGAAGAAGGUACAAAUGAAAUGUUUAAAUCUAAAAAAUCAUCAAAUAUUGCCACUGCUCGUGCUGAAAGUCAUAAAAGUUCAAAUAGUGGUAACCAUAGAACUAAUCGUAGAGGUAAUCUCGUAUCUGGUGAUUUCACUGAUGAUUCAGAAUCUUCAGUCAUUGAACCAAAUCAAGAAGUUGCUGAUGUUACAUCUGGUGCCGUUUUAGCUGAUUUCACUGAAGAAUCAGUUUCUGAAAUUGAUGAAAAUGAAAAAAACCACAAUGAUGAAAUUGAAUUACCAGAAAUAAAUCAAUCUGAACAACAAAAUUCAGAAAUUGAACAACCACCACCACCACCACCACCACAACAAAUAGAACCAGAUGAAAAGAAUCAAGAUUAA